UUUUAUAAUUAUUUUUCAAAUUCAAAUAAUCCAUUUCCCCCUUAUUAUCAAUCUCUCCUUUGUAUUCUUCCCCAUCCAUUGAUGACGCAAACAAAAGAAGUCAGCAUGCAGCUAUCCAAAGAAAGAUGUUUCAAUAAAGGCUUGAAAGGAUCGAGUUUUGAGGAUGGAGAUUAUCUGGUCUUCAAUUUAGAUUAUAAUGGAGCCAUUUGUAUUGCGAAAGAGCACAAAUCAAGAGCUGACUGUAGUGAAACGAAGAACGAGUUGCCGGAAAAGAGAAAGCUAAGCAAAAAUAUCGAGAUAAAUGAGAAUUGGAUUGAAGAGAUUGAGAUGGCUUUAAUUCAAUCAACUGAGGAUUCAAUUUCCACAAAUGGAAGCUCAAGCAGCCAAUCUUCCUUCUCAUUUCCCAUAUUGAGUUGGAGACCAGUGGACAGUCCUACAAGAAUGCCACCGCCAAUGCCAUUGCCAAAACCAAAGUCAAAGACAAAAUCAAACAAUCCUCUAAAAUUAAGAAGGCAAAAACUCACAAUUCCAAUCCUUUCAUGUUGGAGAUUUUAAAUAUAAAUUUUAAAUAUAUUUGUAAAUGUGUUGGUAUUUCAAACCAGCUAGAGAAUGAACAAUUAACAAAUGUUGGUAAAGGAAGAUCUCUAUUCUAUUAGUACUUUUUCAAAUUAAAGUUAAUGAA
Messenger RNA from Impatiens glandulifera, 682 nucleotides. RefSeq lists its product as uncharacterized. The record is from RefSeq and is a predicted model, not a curated record. NCBI's taxonomy places the organism in Eukaryota, Viridiplantae, Streptophyta, Magnoliopsida, Ericales, Balsaminaceae. Bases 82 to 555 code for a protein of 157 amino acids. The transcript is spliced from 4 exons.